AUGGACGGUAGAAACGGCAGAGACAGUAGAGACGGUCGAAAGGUUCACGAAUUCGUGAAGCCGACCAUACCACGAAGUAGAGAUCAACCGAGUUCCCGGCCGUCAACGGCCAGGUCACAGGCCUCAGAGUCAUACCCAGACUCGUGGGUAGCCGACGAAGACCCAUGCCAUUCGAGCCGGGUUGAUCUCUUUAGGAAGCGUAGGAACUCGGUUGCGUCCACCAGAAGCAAUGCGUCCACAAUCCAGACUAGACCACAGACACCCACAAUGCCCGCUGCUAUGCGGGAAUAUCUAUCAACAGGUAAAUCACACAACGGGAAAAACAAGCAUAGAAAGGAUCCAUAUCCAAGAUCGAGACCGCGGAGCAUUUCUACUGCCAGCUAUGCUGGCACCGCUGAGUCGUGUCUAACCCCCAUUGAACUUAAAGACAGCUUCCGAAAGGAGCUAGACCGGUACAACGAGGAGAGCGACCUGCUGAGCCAGAACGAGUGGCUAGCCCCGCCCGAUCCGCGUGGCUCAACCCGACGGAUCAGCCCCAGGGAGUUCAACGAGAAGCGCAUACGGGACCUCAAGCGCUGGUCGACCGUCGAGGCGUUCAUGUACGGCACCAGCACGUCCACGCUGCGCGACACAGACACCACACACCCCCCUCAAGCGUACCGCCCCGGCACCAUCUUCAGCGCCGCGCACCACAACUCCACGACUACCGACUACAAGCACAUCCAGUCCGACGACCCGAACCUGACCGCGACGCCGUACGGCACCGUGUACUCGAAGUACCGCAAGAUGAUCGUCGUCGGCUGCUACGGCGAGCACUGCACGUACCUGCCGAUUUACACGCACAACGGGCAGGGGCUCGACAACAAGGAGUUCCUCAACGAGUACGUCAGCAUCCGCGACGUCCAGGACCCGCACCCGUUCCCGGACGAGGGCCCGAACAAGGGGCUGCGGGCCGUGAGAGACAAGGACUACCACGGCACGUUCAUCGCAGGUAAGGCGUGUGUGAAGCUUACGGAGAUACACAGCCAUCGGUACGAUACCCCGGCGACGAUCGAGGGCAGGCUCGAUGUGGAUAGCGAUUCUAGAAGAAGGCUGCUACUAACCGCGAAGUCCUCGAUUUGA
This is a messenger RNA of Hypoxylon fragiforme, 1122 nucleotides long. RefSeq lists its product as uncharacterized. The record is from RefSeq and is a predicted model, not a curated record. The transcript has a single exon. NCBI's taxonomy places the organism in Eukaryota, Fungi, Ascomycota, Sordariomycetes, Xylariales, Hypoxylaceae. The coding region runs from base 1 to 1122 and encodes 373 amino acids.